Hydra vulgaris (swiftwater hydra) is the source of this 1627-nucleotide messenger RNA. Its product is annotated as rhodopsin. Gene Ontology annotation, molecular function: G protein-coupled receptor activity; peptide binding. Lineage: Eukaryota; Metazoa; Cnidaria; Hydrozoa; Anthoathecata; Hydridae. Gene Ontology annotation, cellular component: plasma membrane. Gene Ontology annotation, biological process: cellular response to hormone stimulus; G protein-coupled receptor signaling pathway. The record is from RefSeq and is a predicted model, not a curated record.
AUAUUGACAUUUGUUUGUAAAAGUAAAGAAAACUGUUUUAAAACAAGAAAACGUGUUUAAAAACGGUUUUAUAUUCGUUUUUAAAGAAGUAUAUUGAUUAUGUUUGAAAGUUUUAUGUUGUUUGCUUUAAACAGCGGUUAAUGAAAAUUUAACUCAAACAAUUGAUAAACGAUACAAUUGAUAAAGAAUAAAAUCACCACCAUCAUUGUGUGCACCAUGUAAAAAGAUGUAACAAACGAACAACGAAAGAAUUACUCUUGUUUAAAAAAUGUUCAAUACUUCAAAGAUUAAGCAAUAUGAAAAUAUUUCAAGCGCUAGUGAUUCACAAAUUGUGUCUUUUAUUCCAAUCAGUGUACAAAUUACUAUAAAUAUAUUCAUUUUAGUUUUUGCAUUUUUCGGAAAUAGUUUUGUUGUUUUAUUUGUUCUAAAAACCAAGAAAAAAGCGUUGUCGAAUAGGAUUAUAAUGAAUUUAGCAAUAUGCGAUCUCACAUUGGUUUUCUCAAGUAUCCCAUUGCAUAUAAUUGAACUAUAUUUAGGUUAUUUUCCAUUGGGUAAAAUUGGGUGUCAUACUAUACACCCUUUAUCUACGAUGGCGGUAAUAUCUGGUUCAUUGACAUUAGUGUUUUUAGCGAUUGAACGUUUUGUUGCAAUAUGCUUUCCGUUUAUGUAUUUUAGAAUAGCAAAUAGAAGCCAUUAUUUACUGUUUACUCAUUUAUCUGCGUUUUGUUGCGUCAUACCGUAUGGUGCAACUUUAAAAAGUUCAGUUGUUGAAGGAAAACCUCAAUGUUCUGAAUCAUGGUCCCGAACAAGUAGUUUAACUUAUACCGUUUUUCUUUUCGCUGUUCAAUACGGCGUACCUCUUCCAAUUAUAUGUUACUUGUACUUCAUUAUGUGGUUUAAAUUAAAAGCAACAAACGAUGAAAGUGUUCGUCGAAGUAGAAUUACAUCAAGUCAACAAAUUACAUACAACAAAAGAGAUAAUAAGAUAGACAAGAAAAAAGGUCAUAAAAAAAGUAUUAACAAAAGGAAUUCAAAUAAAAUAUAUCAAGACAUUUUAAAAAGCAGAAAAAAGCAAACUCUGAGCAUGUUUAGACUUUUUAUGACACUUGUUAUUGUUUUUGCAACAUUUAUGUUACCAAACCAAAUUACCUGGUUAUACAUGGCUUUUUCAAAAAAUCCGGUUCAUAAUAAAAUAUGGCAAAUUAUAGCGUAUUGGCUAACGUACACAAAUGCAGUUAUAAAUCCUUUAAUAUAUGGAACAAAUCAAAAGUACCAUCUAUUUUUAAAAAAGCUUAUAUUUCGUUAUAAAGAAAGUCAGAAAGCAAACGAAAAAACUCGUUCUCAAAUCACAAUUGUACAAAGUGGCGAGAUUAUCCUACAACGUAACAACGCACUUGAGUAGUAUGUAAAAAUUGACCUGCAAAAGUUGAUUUGCAUGUAGUUUUAUAGUUUAGUAAGUAAUACGUAAAAAAAAAACAAUGAAUAAAAAGGUAAAGCAAAUUUAACUCAUGUUUUCAGUAUACAAGAAAAAUAUUAUUUGAGGAACGUGUAAGCAAUGGUUUAAAACAAAAUUUUGAUUUUUAGUUAAAAUUUAAAUAAGAGCAAAUAUAAAUAUAAAAUUUUUCAA